UUCCAAAAAUAAGAUAAAAGAAGCUACCUAAAUGAGUCCGGCGUAGCACACUAUAAUACACUAGACACAACAACGCCGUCUCCAGCUAUGCGUCCCUAUCACGUACACGUGGCUUCAGUAUCCUUGACCGACAACACUGCUGUCACAGCAGCGAUGGCGUCAGGUGGCCUCAGUCGCGCUCGUACCGUUAUGCCCUGAUUUCGAUUCCGUGGAAAGAGUUUCGUAUCGAUUACUACUAAUCAGCGGUCCCCACCGAUUAUUACACGAAUUGUAGUCAUGUGCUCACUCAUUAUUUAUCACGCCUUGCAGGAUACCAGCAUGGUACUGCUGUAGCUCUGUCAAUUCGCGUUUCAUUCGAAUUCACACCACGUAGAGCUCAAUUGUGUCCAAGAUGCAGAGCCGGCGGCUGUUCAUGCUGCUCACCAUGGCAGCCCUGGCGCUGAAUGUAGCGCCGUGGACCGCAGCAAGUUCCGCACAUGCGAGAAGACCCAGUUCUGUAACAAGUUUCGCAACGUGCAGCGCCAGGAGUUGCCCAGCAAGUUCCGCGUGGCGCGCGCUAGCAUCGAGUCGGACGCCAAUUUAGUGCGUUUUCUGGUCGAGGACGCGGCUCACAAUGGUGGCGUUCCACUUGCUGGCUCUCUCGCCUUCGUCCUUAACGAGGAUAAGGCGACCGUGCCGGCACUCCGCGUCAGAUUGCAGGAGAAGUUCGAAGAUCCUAAAGACCCCAAGACGCGCUGGACCAGCGACGACAUUCUCGUCCCCGCAGCUGAAGAUACUCGCCCGCUGCGCCAAGUAACCGCACAGGAGGCAGGAUUCAAGGCGCCAAUUAAUGAGGAGGAAGUGCUUUUAUUCGCCCCCGAGACACAGGGAACGUCACAGGUCGUGGCCACCUUGAAGUUGGGUUCUUUUGGUGUGGAUUUGUACCUCGACGGAGAGGUGGUGAUCUCCACCAACGAUGACGGUUUGUUCCACUACGAGAUCCGACAGGACCGGGCAGAUGCCGCGGUGCAGACUGGAGCGGCGGUGGACCAAGCAGCUGUGGAUGCGCAUGAGGGCAAGACGAUUGUGGACUAUGGCGAAGAUGGACUCGCUAUCUAUGCUGACGGCACCGUACAGAAGAAGAAGGAGCACCUGGCUACUACGACGGCUACAGUCGGAGCUGAUGGAAACGUGGAAGGUUGGGAGGAGUCCUUUGGAGGGCACACGGACAAGAAGAAGUUCGGCCCGAGCUCGAUUGGACUUGAUGUAUCGUUCCACGGAUCAGCGGAAGCCCCGCGCUCAUUGUACGGCAUCCCGGAGCAUGCGACGGAUUUUGUGCUGAAGGAUACCAUUAAGUCGAGUGAUAAUGAUGAUGGAAAAAGGAAGGUGGUGACCGACCCAUACCGGUUGUAUAACCUCGAUGUGUUCGAGUACGAGCUGGACAACCCAAUGGCGCUGUAUGGCUCUAUCCCUGUGCUCGUGGCGCCGAAUAAGGUCAACACAGUUGGUAUGUUCUGGAACAACCCCACUGAAACGUUCAUCGACAUUUGGACCAACAAAGAGGCGAACAGCAAGUCCAGUCACUGGAUCAGCGAGUCGGGUGUCUUUGAUUUGUUCUUACUCGCCGGUCCUAGCAGUGCUGAUCUCUUCUCGCAGUACACACACUUGACGGGCCGCGCACAGCUACCGCCACUCUUUGCUCUGGGAUACCAUCAGAGUCGCUGGAAUUACAAGAACGAAGCAGAUGUGGCUCGUGUGAAUGCUGGUUUUGACGAGCAUUUGAUCCCAUACGACGUGCUGUGGCUGGACAUUGAUCACACGGACGGAAGACGCUAUUUUACUUGGGUCGAACAUGGCUUCCCGACGCCCAAGGACAUGCAGGAGUCCCUAGCACGUACCGGUCGCAAGACGGUGACCAUCGUCGACCCGCACAUCAAGGUGAGUCAGCCAAAGGACAAGCAGCCGUACUACAUUCACAGCGAAGCGGAGGAGCUUGGACUGUUUAUCAAAGAUGAAGAAGGUAACGAUUUCAAGGGCUGGUGCUGGCCGGGCGAGUCCUCGUAUGUUGACUUUACAUCGCCCAAAGCACGCGCGUGGUGGCGCCACCAAUUUCGCUAUGAAAACUACCAAGGAAGCACAAACCACUUGUACACUUGGAACGACAUGAACGAGCCGUCGGUCUUCAAUGGCCCCGAAGUCUCUAUGCGGAAGGGAUGUACAAGUCUUGCUGGCGUUGAGCAUCGCGAAUGGCACAACCUGUACGGCAUCCUGUUCCAGCGCACGACAAUGGAGGGCCAGCUAAUUCGCCAGCAGCCUCCCCCGGAGCCGCUCUCAGCGUUUGCAGAGGAGCUACAGCUUACGGCGGAUAUGCAGCGUCCAUUUGUGCUCUCGCGUGCAUUCUCUGCUGGCUCACAGCGUUACGGUGCGAUUUGGACGGGUGACAACACGGCGGAGUGGGGGCAUUUGCGCUACGCCACCAAAAUGCUACUGUCCAUGUCGGUUGUAGGACUUACAUUCGUGGGCGCUGACGUGGGCGGAUUCUUCGGCAGCUCGUCGACGGAGCUGCUCACGCGAUGGAACCAGGCUGCUACAUAUCAGCCGUUCGUCCGCGGCCACUCUCACCAGGACUCAGCGCGUCGUGAACCUUGGGUGUUCGGCGAGCCAACGACAUCGCGUAUCCGUGCUGCCAUUCGUGAGCGCUACGCGUUACUGCCGUACAUCUACACGCUUUUCCACACGUGUUACGCGACUGGUAUGCCCGUCAUGCGUCCGCUUUGGGCGCACUUUACACAGGAACCUCAGAGCUUCAUCGAGGAAGACCAGUAUCUUCUGGGUGAUGCACUUCUCGUAAAACCAAUUGUCGAGAAAGGCGUUGAAGCCACGCACGUGUUCCUCCCGACCGAUGGCGCCAAGGACACGACGGUGUGGUACCAGGUGACCGACGGAUACAAACGUUUCUUCGGUGGCAAGACGUACGAAAAUGUGCCGGCGCUGCUGGACACCAUCCCGGUCUUCCACCGAGGUGGCACAAUUCCAUCGCGCAAGCAGCGUGUUCGUCGCAGCUCGGAGCUGAUGCACAAUGACCCGCUGACGCUGGUGGUCGCGUUGGACCAGCACUUUGAGGCUCGUGGGGAGCUGUAUGUCGACGACGAGAGAUCGCUUGCUGCUGAGCUCGAGGGUGAGGGCACUGUGGUGUCGUUCCAGCAGACAAAGGAGGGAUUACGUUCGACGGCUACUGCUGCUACCCCGCAGGGCAAGCGCUACAGGUCGCUCAUGUGGGUGGAGCGUAUCGUGGUGUACGGCUUCCAGUCCGAAGCCAACUUGCCCAAGCAGGUACUGGUGGGCAGUGAGCGCGCGCUGGACUUCCAGUACGACGCCGUCGGUGAUCGCCUCGUGCUGCGCAAGCCGCAGGUACUUGUCACGGAUGACUGGGAAUUGCACUUCGUGUACGACCAGGCACUCGAGUAAAUCUUGACGGAGUUCACGUGACUGCUCCGAACGUAGCUCAGUCCAACGGAGAGAAAAUCGUGCACGAAGGGACUCUAGCACAGUAAUGCAAGUAUGAUGCAUGGCUUACAACAAAAACAAAAGUCAAGCUCUUAAGGACUCUGGUAAGAGGGUUUGAGAGAGCGUGUUUUGUAGUGUCUUGACAAUUAAAGUGGCUAUUACUACUACUACUACUACUACUACUACUACUACUACUACUACUACUAC
Messenger RNA from Phytophthora nicotianae INRA-310, 3693 nucleotides. RefSeq lists its product as hypothetical. The record is from RefSeq and is a predicted model, not a curated record. Lineage: Eukaryota; Oomycota; Peronosporomycetes; Peronosporales; Peronosporaceae. Gene Ontology annotation, molecular function: alpha-glucosidase activity; carbohydrate binding. Gene Ontology annotation, biological process: carbohydrate metabolic process; N-glycan processing. The transcript has a single exon. Bases 1429 to 3447 code for a protein of 672 amino acids.